CUUCCAGGAAGAAAAGGCUGCUGCAGCGCCUGAAGAGGCUUUGAUCAGAAAUGGAUGUGGAAAGCAGCGGUGAUUCCUUGUGAAAGCUGUUUAAGAGGGAUGGAUUACCGCACCUCCUCCCUGUGUCAGCGCAGUUCCAGUAGAAAAAGACCGUACUGAAGAAAUGGUAACCCAGUGCAUAGUGGAAGUUCUGUCCAAUGCUCUGUCUAAGACAAAUGCACCACCAAUUAAUCCUGAAUGCAAGGAAAUCCUGAAGAAGAGUGGUAGAAAUGACAGAGAGAGAAGUGAAAGCAAACAACUUGAAGUGAGGCAUUCCAAAGACACAGUAGAGACUGAAAAACAUCAUACUGGGAGCAUGGAGCAAGAACAAAGUCAGGCAGAAGAGGAAUAUAAAAACUACAUGAAAGAAAGUGAUGAGGAGAAACUUGCUCAUGAGGAAGGUAAAAGCACGGAAGAGGAGGCUGGACACCACAUGCCUGCUCAGGAUGAGAGUCUUUACACAGGAGAAAAAACCCACUAUCAGGAAACUGGAAGAGAGGAGGAGAAGAAUUACCACAGUGAAGAAGGAAGCAAAGAGAGCAGGUGUUGUGAUGAAGGUGUGGAACAUGCUGUUCUCAACAAGAAGUCUCACUCUGGAGGCACGAGCACAGAUUUCCGUGAUGGGAAUGAUCAGCACCCCUUGGGCCGCUGGCACUUGGAGGAGGGAACGCAGAGCCCUUACAAACAAAUUCAUGAAGGUGAAGAGGGAGAGGAAGAAAGAAGUGAAAAGUACCACCAUGAGUCUAAGGAACGUGAUUUCUCCCAUCAGCAAGAGCGUGAAGAAUCUGAUGAGAGUGAAGAAACAGAAGAGGAAAAGCAACUCUACAAACCCAAACGAUACCAUGGGAAGCACAGAGUGGGUGGCUCCUAUGAAGACAAGAGGGGUCAUGGUGGUGGGAAAGGGGAAGUAACUGAGGAAUCAGACACAGAGGACACCCAUCUCUGGAACCAUCAGAAACAGCGUGAAGAGCAGCGUGAGGAGAAGAGUGGUUAUCAUGGGGGGCGUGGGUCUGAGGAGGCGAAGGAGAAGAGGCUUUCAAUCCAGGGAAUUGAGAAGUACAGAGACAGGUGGCAGCAGAGGGAAGAGAGCAGUGAAGAGAGCAGUGAAGAGAGCAGUGAAGAAGAAAACAAGAGGUAUCACCACAGUGCAGAAAGUAAUGAGAAAUGGCACAAGGAGAGGAGACGUCACGAUGGAUCACGUGAGGCCAGGAGGCACCGUUCCGAGGGAAGGACGUAUCUUGCAGAUGAAAAUGAGGAAGAGCCGGGCAGUAACCACAGUUACCUCAGUGGUGGCAGCAAGGAGAAGCAGCAUCAUGCUGGAGGAAGAUACCUCUGGAAUAAUGAAGAGGAAGGGUCACAGAAAGCAUCUGCCUGGGAGCACCGAGGGCAGGCCAGGAGGUACCACAGCACCGAGGAUGGGGGGGAGCAGCAGCGCUACCCCAGCUACAGUGAGGAGGAGGAGGAGGUAGAAAAGAAGCAUCACAGCAGUGAUCAGGUGGAAAAUGAAGAGGAGGAAAGAUAUGCCAAGAGGGAGGAGUACAGAGGCCGUCUCCCUGCAGAGAAUGAGAAGAGAACCCCAGCAUCCUACAGCCCUUUCUACCCACUGCUGUGGUGGAAAAGCCGGCACUUUGAGAAGAGGGACAGCACAGGAGAGCAGCUUUUGGAGGGCAAAGAGGAUAACAAGCCUGCUCUGAAUGAGAAGAGUCUUUUCCCUGACUAUGAUGAUGAUGAGUGGUGGGAGGAAAAGCAAAUCCUGAGUGCUCUGAAGCACAAACGCGCUGAGAAGAGGAAUCCCAGCAAAAUUAACAGAAAUGAUGUGGAAAGACAAUACAGCAAGAUGGAUCAACUUGCACAGCUUCUGAAUUACAGGAAGAAAUCAGCUGAAUUCCCAGAGUUGUACAGUUCUGGAGAAGACCUGAAAAAACGUCACGUAACUGGGAACGACAGAAGAAAUCUAAGCCAGAGGCCUCUGACGGAAGAGGAGGAAAAAGAACUGCAAAACCUGGCCGCUAUGGAUUUGGAGCUGCAGAGUAUAGCAGAGAAGUUGAACAGCCUCAGGAGAGGCUGAAGGUGUUUGGGGUUGCAGAGAUUGGUGUAGCUGUACUUGCUGUACCCGUGUUCUGUGGUAAAUUCACUGCCACUGGAUUGUUGUUUGCCCUAAACCCAGGAAAUACUGUUUACUGUCCACUAUAGUGUAGUGAUUUAUACAGCUGAAAAUGUCUUUAAUUUGCUGCUAUGCUACUGAGAUCUGAAUGGCAUGAAUUUUAUCAUAACCUUUCAUGUGGGCAGGUAUUUUUAAUAGGCUUUUGAAAAUAAUUGUGUUAGUGUUCUUCAGAAAUAUAUUUGUCUGAGUUUGCAAUAAUAAAAACCAUUGAUCUUGGACCAAA
Molecule: messenger RNA, 2426 nt
Organism: Lepidothrix coronata (blue-crowned manakin)
Lineage: Eukaryota; Metazoa; Chordata; Aves; Passeriformes; Pipridae
Gene: CHGB
Product: chromogranin B
Exons: 5
Coding region: 164-2107 (647 amino acids)
Cellular component (GO): secretory granule
Source: RefSeq, a predicted model, not a curated record